Molecule: messenger RNA, 2163 nt
Organism: Camelina sativa (false flax)
Lineage: Eukaryota; Viridiplantae; Streptophyta; Magnoliopsida; Brassicales; Brassicaceae
Product: F-box protein ETP1
Molecular function (GO): protein binding
Source: RefSeq, a predicted model, not a curated record
GAGAAACUCAGUGAAACUUUGGAAGCUUUUAGAAGUUUUUCCCGACGGGCUUGUCCAUCGUUGAACCGUCGCGGAGGAGUUAAAGUCUCCGUCUUCCAAUGUUCUGUUUCUUCGCUCACCUCUACAGACACUGCAUCUGAAACCUUGGAGCUCAUACAACGAUAGGCUUAGUAUUAGAAGACGGCUCCGUGUGGUCGGCUAAAUCAUUUGGUGCUUCUGGAACCCGUGUUGCUGAAUUGGUAUUUAACACCUCUUUUGACAGGCUGAGGUAUCAAGAAAUUCUGACUGAUCCUAGUUAUGAUGCUGGCCAAUUUGUGUUUAUGAUAAAUCCUCAGAUCCGUAACACCGGUGUCUUCUGAUCCUAGUUAUGCUGGCCAAUUUGUGUUUAUGAUAAAUUACUGUAUUAUGUUCUGACUUCUGAGGUUGAGAUAUGUUAUAAUUUCCUUUCUCCCAGAUGAUGAAGAAUCAAGGCAAUGUUUUUUCUGGCUGGUUUGGUAAUAAGAAGUCUUAGCAUCAGUACCUCAAACUGGAGAUGUACGAAAACACUUGGUGACUACCUAGCAGAGAGGAACAUUAUGGGAAUCUAUGAUCUUUGACACACGGGCAAUAACCCGUCGAUUAAGAGAAACUGGCAGUCUUAACGGUGUACUUAGCACUGAUGGAUCCAAAACUGAUGAGGAACUUUUGCAUACGUCCCGCUCUUGGGAUAUCGUAGGCCUUGAUCUAAUAAGCGAUGUUUCAUGUAAAUCUCCUUACGAAUGGUUUAACAAAACAAAUCCUGAAUGGGAUUUUAACACAACCUCCUCACAUCACAAGGAAUCCUACAGACAUUAAAGAAAGAGCAAAAAGCCUAGCUAGACUUUACAGGAGCUGAGACUGAGAUCGAUGGCGGUACCGGAGCUUCUUAACGAUUUGGUAGAUGAGAUACUCUGUCGCGUUCCGGCCACAUCUCUGAAACGGUUACGAGCAACUUGCAAACGAUGGAACCGUUUGUUCAAAGAUGAUAGGAGAUUCGCAAGAGAGCACUUUGAUAAUGCCCCAAAGGAGAUUCACUCUCUCAUAUUGACAGAGAAGUGCCGGAUUUGUCCUUUGAGCAUAAUCAAUCUUCGCCCACAUGGAGAUGAUGUUCCUCCUCUUCCAUCUGUAGAAGUAAAAAGAGAGCUUAGCGUCAAGGAAGGCACCCGCCGUUACGGAUCUCAAAUAGUGGUUUGGAACCCGUUUACUGGUCAAACCAGGUGGAUCGAAGCCAACAAUCGUUGGAAGAAUACCAACACAUUUGUUCUCGGGUACUACAACAAGAAGAACAACAAGUCCUCCUGCAGUCAAAGAAGCUACAAAAUUUUGUGCUAUAAUGGUGGCGAAGAUACCGAAAUCUACGACCUUAACUCCUCUGAUUCGUGGAGGAGGAUUCCUGAUGGUGAUCUCACUCCACCAGGCUGGGACGGUAUGAUCGCUGAAGACAUCGUGCCUUUGAAGGGAAAUACUUACUUUUUUGCUAAGGAGAAAUCAAAACCGCAUCUUGGCUGGUCAUUGCUCAAAUUUGAUUUCUCAGCUGAGAAAUCAUCUCUGUUUGUGCCUCUUCCCUAUCAGUGUCCAAGGUAUAAAUUUUUUCGUCUUUCUGUUGUUAGAGACGAGAAACUUUCCGUGUUUUUACAGCCCGAUUCUACAUGCAAGACUGAGAUAUGGGUGACAAGUAAGAUUGAUAAUGCAUCCACCAAAACUGUGUCCUGGAACAAUGUCUUAGCAUUUAAUUUGAGCCCUCAUCUUCAAAUUACUGAUCUGGUAAAUUUUGUGCUUGACGAGGAUAAGAAAGUCGCCGUGUGUUGUGAUAGAUGGAUAGAAGACUGCUACAUCCACUGCAUCGACAAGAUAUUCAUUCUCAGGGAGAACAAUCAAGUUAGUGAAUCUGGUUGUGAUCCGCUUGUUACACAUCAGACAUGACCUUGGCCAGCUCUUCUUUAUUACGUUCCAAGUUUGGUCCAAAUCUAGCGACCUGCUGGAGGCAAAAGAAAAGGAGUUGACUAAACAACCCCAGCCAGAUGUGUGGUUUUGUAUUGUUCCUUGCUUGCUUUAAAACACUACUACGUUUUAUGAUCAAAACGUAUGUCUAUUGAAAGAAUAAUUGUCUUAUGUCUAAAAAAAUCAGGCAUUUUUCUAAUUCAA